Drosophila eugracilis is the source of this 337-nucleotide messenger RNA. Its product is annotated as cecropin-2-like. Gene Ontology annotation, biological process: antibacterial humoral response; defense response to Gram-positive bacterium; defense response to Gram-negative bacterium. Bases 56 to 247 code for a protein of 63 amino acids. The transcript is spliced from 2 exons. The record is from RefSeq and is a predicted model, not a curated record. Gene Ontology annotation, cellular component: extracellular region. NCBI's taxonomy places the organism in Eukaryota, Metazoa, Arthropoda, Insecta, Diptera, Drosophilidae.
UGCAACAGUAACAUCAAAAAGUACUUCGCUUUUUUUCAAAUCAAGGAAUAACACCAUGAACUUCUACAAGAUCUUCGUCUUCGUGGCCCUCAUCCUGGCCAUCAGCAUAGGACAAUCGGAGGCUGGCUGGCUGAAGAAAAUUGGAAAGAAGAUUGAGCGUGUUGGCCAGCACACUCGAGAUGCCACCAUCCAAGGACUGGGAAUUGCUCAACAAGCUGCGAAUGUGGCAGCAACUGCCCGUGGUUAACGGUCAUAAUAAGCUAUAAACUGAUUACCAUUUACAUAAAGUCUUAUUUAUUCUACUCUGCUAAGCAAAUAAAAUAUUUGAAAAUGUAAA